CCUGCCCUGCGCCCGCCCUUCCUUGGCGGGAACUGAGGCGGCUGAACCGGCCGUAGCACAUCAGUCGCCUUUUCAGGCCGCUCGGGGCUCCCUGAGCCUCGUAUUUUCAGGUUGAGGAACGGAGCUGAGACUGCGACACCGCCUCGCCCCCUCCCCGUCCGGGAACCCCAGGAACGAGCCGCUCGGCAGCGUCCUCGCUCCGGAGUCGGCGGCUGGGAGGCCCCGGCGUGGCCCGGGAACACGCGCGGAGAGCGGGGGAUAACAGGGUGAAGUAACCAUGCAGGCAUUUUUAAAAGGCACAUCUAUCAGUACUAAACCACCAUUGAUCAAGGAUCGAGGAGUAGCUGCCGCUGCCGGAAGUAGUGGAGAGAACAAGAAAGCCAAGCCUGUUCCAUGGGUGGAAAAAUAUCGUCCAAAAUGUGUGGAUGAAGUUGCUUUCCAGGAAGAAGUGGUUGCAGUGCUGAAAAAGUCUUUAGAAGGAGCUGAUCUCCCCAACCUCCUGUUUUAUGGGCCACCUGGAACUGGAAAAACAUCCACAAUUUUGGCAGCAGCAAGGGAACUCUUUGGGCAUGAACUUUUUCGAUUAAGAGUUCUUGAGUUAAAUGCAUCUGAUGAACGUGGAAUACAAGUAGUUAGAGAGAAAGUGAAGAAUUUUGCUCAAUUAACUGUAUCAGGAAGUCGUUCAGAUGGGAAGCCAUGUCCUCCUUUUAAGAUUGUGAUUCUGGAUGAAGCAGAUUCUAUGACCUCAGCUGCUCAGGCAGCAUUAAGACGUACCAUGGAGAAAGAAUCUAAAACCACCCGCUUCUGUCUCAUCUGUAACUAUGUCAGUCGAAUAAUUGAACCUCUGACCUCUAGAUGUUCUAAAUUCCGCUUCAAACCUCUGUCAGAUAAAAUUCAACAACAACGAUUACUAGACAUUGCUGAUAAAGAACAUGUUAAAAUUAGCAAUGAGGGGCUGUCUUGUCUUGUUAAAGUAUCAGAAGGAGAUUUAAGAAAAGCCAUUACAUUUCUUCAAAGUGCUACUAGAUUAACAGGUGGGAAGGAGAUCACAGAUAAAGUGAUCACAGACAUUGCUGGGGUAAUACCAGUAAAGACUGUUGAUGGAAUAUUUGCUGCAUGUCAGAGUGGCUCUUUUGACAAGCUAGAAGCUGUGGUAAAGGACUUGAUAAAUGAAGGUCAUGCAGCAACUCAGCUUGUAAACCAGCUUCAUGAUGUAGUUGUAGAAAAUGAUGCUCUUUCUGAUAAACAAAAGUCCAUCAUUACAGAAAAACUUGCUGAUGUAGACAAGUGCUUAGCAGAUGGUGCUGAUGAACAUCUACAAUUGAUUAGCCUCUGUGCUACUGUGAUGCAACAGUUAACCCAGAAUUGUUAAAACAACGUUCAAUUCAUACCAUUUUACAAUAAAAUAAUGAAAGAACCUUUAAAGUGAAUAUACAAUUUAUUUAACAUUCAAACUUCAUUAAGACAUGUGCAAUAUGGCAAUUUUACUGGGGGUUUAACCCUACCUAGGAUAUGAUUGCUUGCUGGGGCUUAGCAACAGGGUCCAGUUCACACUUAGCACUAAUUAAAUACUUUAUUGAAUAAAUACAAUACCAAACAAAAUGCAUUCAAAUGCUUCCUAAAAAAAAAUAAAAUCAAUUUUAAAGGCCUUCUAUUCAGGCUAAUGACAAACACAAUAAAGGCAGAUAAGCUAAUUUAACAUAAUUGGCUGAUUUUAUACAGCACUUAUAUCUUUUAGUCCACAAGUAUAUUAUUAAAUGAUAGAGAACAUCUAAUACAACCAUUUCUACAUAACUAGGAAAUAAAUUUCUAAGAAAAAAAGAUUUUACAGACCCCAUCUUUUGUACCCAACCCCAACAGUCUAACUCUAGAGGAUAAAGCCAAUGACUCUCCUCACAAGAGCUCACGACUAAAGUCGCUUUGCUAUCAAAAUCUGUAUUUCUGAUCCGUUAUGAGCAUUGAGACAAGAUUCAAAUAUUCCCAAAGAAAGAAGCACAAUGCACGUUGUGAUCACCUAGUCAGCAACAGCGAGCACUGCAUUCAAAACUAUCUCAUCCCGGGAAUUAAAUAAGGUCAGCCACAUUCAUGGGCAUUUCCUCCACUGUAGUAUUGUAGAAAGUCUCAAUGUCACGAAGAAUCCUCUUGUCUUCUUCAGUAACAAAGUUUAUAGCCACACCUUUCCUCCCAAAUCGACCCCCUCUGCCAAUUCUGUGUAAGAAAAGAAAAUAGCAAUUAGAAUGUUACUUCUAACAGAAUGCAUGAGUUACUGAACAUGAUGAUCCACUUGUUAACCAUCAGCUGCUGUGUUUACUUAUCAAGGUUAUAGUUCGUGCUUCUAAUUGGAGCACUAUCUGCUAAUCAAUAUCUAGAGGGAAAAGAAACCUUCCUUUGCAGUUAGUGCCAUAAGGAUUCAAAGCUUGUCUGGCUGCAAAAUGAGCCUUGAGCAUCAUUAUUUUUAAGGCAGAUGACAGUAUUGUGUUUGGGGUAGUGAAAUU
Molecule: messenger RNA, 2495 nt
Organism: Pipistrellus kuhlii (Kuhl's pipistrelle)
Lineage: Eukaryota; Metazoa; Chordata; Mammalia; Chiroptera; Vespertilionidae
Gene: RFC4
Product: replication factor C subunit 4
Exons: 11
Coding region: 278-1372 (364 amino acids)
Biological process (GO): DNA repair; DNA-templated DNA replication
Cellular component (GO): DNA replication factor C complex; nucleus
Molecular function (GO): ATP binding; DNA clamp loader activity; ATP hydrolysis activity
Source: RefSeq, a predicted model, not a curated record